CCUUCCACCCUCCAAGGCUUUAACCUGCUGCUUCUGGUUCUUCCUAGGAGGCUUUUGACUUCAGGCCCCAGACUGGGUUUCCUCUGGAGGGGGAAGCUGCCCAGCGACCUGCUCCCUGGCAGCUGAAUCUCUGCCCGGGUUGCAGCCCCCGGCUCCCUCAGCCCCCGACUCCACUGAGAUGUUUCUCUCCAGACCAAGGGCCACGAACAGGAAGCCGGGCCCGCUGCCCACCUGCCCCAACGUCCUCACCCCCGACCGGAUCCCCAAGUUUUUCAUCCCCCCCAAACUCUCCACCCUGUAUGGCAGAGCCCUGGGCGGGAGCCCAGGUUCCCAGCAGAGCCCCCAAGGGACCGGGAGCCUGGAGACACACAAGGCCCUGAUCAGAGCUGCCGAUCGGCAUGUCACCCACGCGCAGAGCCUGCACCAGGACCCCAUGGCCAGGGCAGAGGGUGAGGCUGGCCAUCAGCUCCCCCCUGCCUGCUCCAUGUCCCACCUUGUCAACCCAGGGGGCUUCCUCCUCUUGCCCGAGAGCCCCCACACGCGCCGAAGGGAGUCCCUCUUUCACAGCAUGUGCCCACCCCACCACAUCUCCCUUGACCUCUCCCCCGAGCCCGGCGCCAGGCUCCUGCCCCCAGAGCUGCGGCCCUGGCGGCCCGUCUCCCAGCCCGAUGCCUUGGACAGCGACACGGCCUCCUCUGCAGGUUCCUCGCCCUUCAGCUUUCCAGUGCUGGGGCACCCGCUGGCCUGCCAGGCCCACUGGGGCCGGCCCCUAUGCAGCCGCACCCUGGAUGCCCAGGCGGGGGGCCGGGCCAGCUCGCUGUCUGCCGAGGAAGCCAGCUCUACGGACGACAGCCCCAGCUUCCCACGCCGACAGACCGAGCCAAGCUGGGGGGCAGUGGCCAGGUUGGCUCCCCCACCCUUCUCCCCCUUGGAUUUCAUCUGCCGCCCUGCACGGGUGGCCCAGGAGAACACGGUGGCGCUGAGCCGAGGCGGGUGCCUGCGCCUCUCCUCCAAGUACGUCCCGGCCAGCUGGUGCCUGCAUGUCCGGCUGGUCAGCGCCGAGGGGCUCUACCCGCGGCCCUGCGACCCCCAGUGCGUUGGCUGCUGCGUGGCCCUGCAGCUGCAACCGGGCAAGGCGCAGAAGCAGCGCAGCGCCGUGGUCAAGAGGAGCCGGAGCCCCAUCUUCAAUGAGGACUUCUUCUUCGAGGGCCUGGCGCCCCACGAGCUGCCUGCCCGCCGCCUCCGGCUCAAGGCAGUCAACAAGGGCUGCGGCAUGAGGCAGGAUGCCGUGCUGGGCAAGGCCGAGGUCCCGCUGCCUGCCCUGCUGCCCCCCUAGGGCCCAGUGGCGCUUGCUCCUAGUAGGGGCCUGGGAGGAGGGAGAAUCAGAGAGCCAAGUUUUGGGGUGCUGGAGGACCUAUGGGUACGGCCGAGCAACUUUCCCACCCUGAUCCCGAAAUGACCGGGCUGCCCCAGCCCC
Messenger RNA from Chelonoidis abingdonii (Abingdon island giant tortoise), 1477 nucleotides. RefSeq names its product C2 calcium dependent domain containing 4D (gene C2CD4D). The record is from RefSeq and is a predicted model, not a curated record. Lineage: Eukaryota; Metazoa; Chordata; Testudines; Testudinidae.